CGGAUUUACGAGAAAGGACUGUUGAAAUUUGACAGAGGGCUCGCGUUAAAGGCUGGUCUCCUUUUUUUUUUUUUUAUUUUUUGUUUCACCGCGUUUGAUUUCCACAUGCUGCGUGGACAGUAGAGGCGAGCAGAGGAAGGGGAGCACCCCGCGGAUGCCUGGGAAGGUAAAAACGGGGUCCACCGCUGGCGCUACAGGCAUCUCAUCUCACGGAUGGUAAUAAAGGAUAUCCUGAAGAAAGCUCUGGACAGAUGGAUGAGGAUGGAAGAACAGCUUUAACCCCAUUCACCCGGCGACUGUGAAAUAAACGGGGAAAAAAAUCCCAUUGUGAUAAAUUUUGUUAAUCAUUUAUAGUGUAGCCCCAAGGAAACGAGCCUUAGACAGCAAUGUUGAAUCACUGGUGUUGGUAAAUUAUUCAUUAGGAGUAUAGGCAGGCUAUGAUUUUGUAUUGCUUCAAUGUAGCAUUCUCAUUAUUCUUUUUUACUAUGUUUAGCCUUGUAACACCAUACACAUAUUUUCAGGUUCCGUUGUAAUCGUGUGGUUAUGUAGGCCCAUUUAACAGCCAAGAAACAGCCAAAGCGAGGAAAACAUUAGCUUUCGUAUAGAGGAAAAAAUAUCUGGAUAGUGAGGUGUGUCGAGCUGUGCGGGGUUCUUACAUAUAUACAUCAUUUUUUUUUAUAUACAUAUAAGAGUGUAAAGAAGAAACAGGACGGGGGUGUAAACAAACAAACAAACAAAAAAGAUCUAAGAAGAGGGAGAGGGGAAAAAACGACCAAACAUGUUGCCUUCCCAAGAAGCCUCCAAGAUCUACCAUGACAAUUAUAUGCGCAACUCCCGAGCCAUUGGGGUGCUGUGGGCCAUCUUCACCAUCUGCUUCGCCAUCGUCAACGUGGUGGUGUUCAUCCAGCCCUACUGGAUCGGCGACAGCGUCAACACGCCGCAGGCCGGCUACUUCGGCCUCUUCCACUACUGCGUGGGCACCGGGCCGUCGCCCAGCCGGGAGCUCACCUGCGUGGGCAGCUUCUCCGACUUCAGCUCCAUCCCGUCCGGAGCCUUCAAGGCGGCCUCCGUGUUCGUGCUGCUGUCCAUGGUGCUGAUCCUCAGCUGCAUCGCCUGCAUGGCGCUAUUCUUCUUCUGCAACACCUCCACCGUUUACAAGACCUGCGCCUGGAUGCAGCUGCUGUGCGGAGUGUGCCUGGUGCUGGGUUGCAUGAUCUUCCCCGACGGAUGGGAUGCUGAGGUGAUCCGGGACAUGUGCGGGGAGCAGACAGGAAAAUACUCCCUGGGCGAUUGCUCUGUACGCUGGGCCUACAUGCUGGCCAUCAUGGGAAUCCUGGAUGCCCUCAUCCUCUCCUUCUUGGCCUUCGUCCUGGGCAACCGGCAGACGGAUUUCUAUCUUGAUGAUCUGCAAACAGACAACAAAGAUUUUGCUGUGUCGAGGAUUGAGGUGCGGGAUAGAAGAGAGCCACGAUACGGAGUGCAGCGUCUUCACUGAGGGCAGCGCAGGCACUGGACAACUUCUCUUUCUCUUUUCUCCUCUUUCUGCCCUUCUCUUCUUCUUCUUCUCUCGUCUCUCCUCUCCGACGAUCAGGAUAUCACCC
Molecule: messenger RNA, 1601 nt
Organism: Archocentrus centrarchus (flier cichlid)
Lineage: Eukaryota; Metazoa; Chordata; Actinopteri; Cichliformes; Cichlidae
Product: LHFPL tetraspan subfamily member 4 protein-like
Exons: 4
Coding region: 779-1495 (238 amino acids)
Biological process (GO): gamma-aminobutyric acid receptor clustering; sensory perception of sound
Cellular component (GO): postsynaptic membrane; inhibitory synapse; plasma membrane
Molecular function (GO): GABA receptor binding
Source: RefSeq, a predicted model, not a curated record